UUUCCCAGAGACUUUGUGCUGAUAUUGUGGAUAAUACAGUGCUACUUACAUAGGAAUCAAAUGAGCAAGUGGACAUCUAACACAUCUCUAAUGACAGCAAAAAAAACUGAGAAUUCUGUAGCAGACCAUCAGCCUACAGAGGGUACUUCUAAUUCUGCACGCAGAAGUUCUAAACAAUUUACUGAGAAAACUGUGCAUUCUGGGGAAGAACAUCACCCCACAGAGUGUAUGUCUGAUCCUGCAUGCAGACAUCCUGAACAAUUUACUGAGUCAUAUCUGACCCCUAGAUUGAUGGACAGCCACCACUGCCUGUGGAGUUUUCAAAGCAAACGGUUGAACAGAAGUAAACCUGUAAUAUUUCAAUUUAUUGACUGGGUCCUUCGAGGUACUGCUCAGGUGAUGUUUGUCAAUAAUCCAUUCAGUGGACUAAUUAUCAUCGCUGGUCUACUAGUCCAGAAUCGUUGGUGGACAAUCACUGGAUGUACGGGAACAGUGGUAUCGACUCUUGUAGCAUUACUCCUCAGCCAAGACAGAUCAGCAAUUGCAGCAGGCCUCCAUGGAUACAAUGGGAUCCUUGUGGGCUUACUAAUGGCAGUAUUCUCUGCCAAAGGAGACUGGUACUGGUGGCUGAUUCUCCCAGUGGUUGUCAUGUCUGCAGUCUGCCCUAUUGUGACAAGUGCAUUGGCUUCUAUCAACAGCAAGUGGGAUCUCCCUGUUUUUACCUUGCCUUUUAACAUUGCAGUAUGCCUGCAUAUUGCUGCAACUGGGCAUUACAACAAUUUUUUUCCAGUAAUUGUGUUUCAGCCGCUGACUUCAGUACCUAACAUUACCUGGUCAGAAAUUAAUGUGCCACUGCUACUCAGAGCUAUACCAGUUGGAGUUGGCCAAGUAUAUGGUUGUGAUAACCCUUGGACUGGAGGAAUCUUCAUUACUGCUUUGUUUAUCUCUUCUCCAAUUAUUUGUUUCCACUGUAUAAUUGGUUCUACAGCAGGAAUUCUAGCAGGGCUGUCCCUGUCAUCCCCUUUUAACAAAAUAUACAAUGGCCUGUGGAGUUAUAACAGUGUGCUGGCCUGCAUUGCUGUAGGAGGAAUGUUCUAUGCUCUUACAUGGCAAACUCACCUACUAGCUAUAGCCUGUGCAUUUUUCUGUGCCUACUUGGGAGAAGCUCUAGCCCAAAUGAUGUCUGUGUUUGGAUUGCCUUCCUGUACCUGGCCAUUUUGCCUGUCAGCACUGCUGUUUUUGUUACUCACAACAAACAACAACGCAAUUUACAAAGUGCCACUUUCCAGAGUCACAUACCCAGAAGCUAAUCGCAAGUACUACAUACAAAUGAACAACACAAAGGAAGAUGGCAAUGAUUUUGUGUAAUAUCCUAAAUAAUGUUGCAUUUUUCAUUUUAUAAUUGUUAAAAAUAAAAAAAAAUUCAUAGACAUGAAGGUCAGGAAUUCCAAACAGCUCAGCAGUGCGGGUAGGCUGUGUAAACUACACUACCAUAUACUUAAAAGUCUUCUAAGUAGUACUUUUUAGCAUUGCUUGACUUUUCUUGCUUUAAUGUUCAUGUGUGACUAUACAAAAAAUAUCUUGGUUGAAGCCUGUACAUUUUUUUCUCAUGGGAUUCCUUACAUGUUUAUUUUCAUCAUUCUGUGGGAAAAGAAGCUACUGCAAAGAAAAAAAAAAAACAUCUCUCCAGGGAAUACAUUUUCUGUAAAUAAAAAAAAAUGUUUAAAUGCACGUUUUAAAUUUAGUACACAAAAAGAUUAAAUAGUUUGACUUGUUGUUGACCAUAUCUUAAACUCAUAAUGUCUGUAGCUUUAAUACAAUUAGUUAUGUAAUUUUUCUUUGUUUCUGACUAUUAUUAAUGCCUGUUUUGUAUAUUAAUAUUUAAAUAAAAUUCAUAUGAGGUGUAUUUUAUAACUAUUUUGAAAAGGGUGAUAUUGAUAACAUUUUAUUUUGUAAACUUCGGCAAUAAAUAAGAUCUAAUUGUUGUUUAAACUGUAUGUACCUUGUUUAAAAAAUAAAUAGCGCACUGGAUUCAUGAGUUAUGUUGAUAAAUAAGACUGCAGACAAAGUAUACUAAUGCCAUUAAAGAUG
This is a messenger RNA of Protopterus annectens (West African lungfish), 2091 nucleotides long. Its product is annotated as urea transporter 2-like. Gene Ontology annotation, molecular function: urea transmembrane transporter activity. Gene Ontology annotation, cellular component: membrane. The coding region runs from base 61 to 1368 and encodes 435 amino acids. Gene Ontology annotation, biological process: urea transmembrane transport. The transcript is spliced from 11 exons. Lineage: Eukaryota; Metazoa; Chordata; Ceratodontiformes; Protopteridae. The record is from RefSeq and is a predicted model, not a curated record.